CGAGCUUUCGUGAAACGCGCAUGCGGGAAAAGCUUUUCAACUUCUUCUUGUUGUUCGUUCGUUUUUCGUAUUUUUCGGUUUCGUUGUGUUUUUUUCGAGUGCUUUUUUGAAAAGUGAAACUGACCGACAAAGUUGCUGGUUGGUAUUUUUCGAAACGGAAUUUAAGUCGCAGUCAACACGUUGCACGACACAACACGUUGCAAGGAGUGUCGUGUGUGCUUGUGUCCAUCAGUAAUGCCUGCUGUGGCAUAUACGAUCAGUCGAGGAUCUCAACGAGUCACAGCUUCAACGAGUAACGAGUAGCGAGUAACGAGUUGCAAGUUUUGCACUGCAAUAUUGCAAAAUGCAUUCGAAUUUUGGUCUCAAAUGGCGACGGCUGCAAUUGUUGGCCACGUUGUUGUUUUGCGCACUUUUGGGGUAUCUCAGUUCCACGGUGGCGUUGGCCAAGCCCACGUUAUCCUUCAGUCUGCCACAUGGAUUACAGGGAUUCCCCUCGUUUCAAUCCUUCACACAGCAGAUCAUCGAACAGCGCAGUCUGCGUCAAAUGAAAACCUACAGUGGAAAUCGCGUCAGCAACGAUUCGCUCAUUAUGAUAUACUAUCACGAUCAGACCAUUGCUGUCACCGAGCUGGGACCCCAGAAAUUGCUUAUUGGCUGCGAACUAAUUGAAAUUUACAACGAGAAGGAGGGUAAAAUGCUGCUCAAAGGCCUUGCUCAGUACAAUCGACCGCUGGAGAUCAAGUUCGAGGAUAUGCUCAAGCUCAUGGAUCAGUGUGAGCAUGUGGAUAAGCUCAGUUAUGCGGCCAAGCACAGGUCUCGUUACAGCAACGACGAGGGCUCCGAGCGUAGCAGCGGCACUGGCAAUCACAACAGCAACGAGUCGGGCUCUAAUGGAGCUGGCAAUGGCAGUGAAGCCUCCACAUCGAAUCAGGAUGGCGUUGCUCUCAAACUCGCUGCAAAUAUCUUUCCGCGCAGUCCCUUCUCGCUGCUCAGCGGCAUUAUACCCGGCACGAAGUGGUGUGGCACUGGCGACAUUGCCGAAACGUACAGCGAUCUGGGCAGCGAGAUGCCGAUGGAUCGUUGUUGUCGGCAGCACGAUCUUUGUCCGAUCAAGAUACGCGCCUAUCAAAACAAAUACGAGCUGAUGAACGACUCGCUGUACACAAAAUCACACUGCAUCUGUGACGAUAUGUUGUUCUCGUGCCUGAAGAUGACUAACACCUCGGCAUCGCAGUUGAUGGGCUCCAUUUAUUUUAAUCUGGUGCAAGUGCCCUGUUUGGAUGGACGCAGCAAUAAGUUCAAGUUCCGUGCGGCCAAGGAGGGUUUCUAGUUCUAAAAGGGGGCGUGUCAUUCGAUAAGGUUGCGCCCUUUAUUUUUUAUAUAAUUUAGAGGAGGGACAUUGUACAUAGUUGCACAGGCGUUAUUUCAAUUAUUUAUUUGAACUACUUAGAAAUGCGACACAACGGAUAUACAGAUAAAA
Drosophila innubila is the source of this 1480-nucleotide messenger RNA. Its product is annotated as phospholipase A2 hemilipin. Gene Ontology annotation, biological process: phospholipid metabolic process; arachidonate secretion. The record is from RefSeq and is a predicted model, not a curated record. The transcript has 6 exons. NCBI's taxonomy places the organism in Eukaryota, Metazoa, Arthropoda, Insecta, Diptera, Drosophilidae. The coding region runs from base 344 to 1330 and encodes 328 amino acids.